Molecule: messenger RNA, 2092 nt
Organism: Anthonomus grandis grandis
Lineage: Eukaryota; Metazoa; Arthropoda; Insecta; Coleoptera; Curculionidae
Product: medium-chain acyl-CoA ligase ACSF2, mitochondrial-like
Exons: 10
Coding region: 158-1885 (575 amino acids)
Biological process (GO): fatty acid metabolic process
Molecular function (GO): medium-chain fatty acid-CoA ligase activity
Source: RefSeq, a predicted model, not a curated record
AAAUUAAAAUAAAAAAUUCAAAUUAAUAUUAAUAAAAUUGAUUCUUAGACUAGUUUCUGUUGAUAUUAAUUUUAAUUAUUUAUUUAAUAAAGAGCUGCGCUUAAUUAUUUACUUAUGUAUGAAAAUUCAUAAAUCCAUUUAAAGAACCAAUUUUCCAAUGUUUUCAAAAGUGUUUCUUUAUACUGAUAGAGGCAGACUCUAUUGUCUCUCAAGAUUAGCUGUAAGAAAAUACAGCACCCCAAGCUACAUUCAUAACCCUGGCUCUGCACCUUUAAAAUGCAUAACUCUGGGCAGACUGCUUGAAGAAGCAGCAACAAAAUACGGAGAUCGACCAGCCUUAAUUUCCCGAGCCCAAAACCAGGUUCUCACCUUCCAACAGGUGCUAAAGCAAGCUGAUAAGUUAGCAGCUGGUUUUAGAUCCGUCGGUUUAAAUCCAGGGGAUCGGAUUGGAAUCUGGGCUCCUAACAUCUCAGAAUGGUAUCUCACAAAUAUGGCUUGUGGACGGGGUGGGUUUGUUUUGGUGAAUAUAAAUCCAGCUUAUUUAGUUCGAGAAUUAGAGAAUUGCAUUACUAGUGUGGGCGUAAAAGCGAUCGUUUGUCCUCAUAAGUUCAAGAAUCAUGAUUACUAUGAUAAUAUAAGUGAGCUUGCGCCUGAACUCUUGAAACAUGAUCCGGGAAAACUAAAAUCUAAAACUCUACCCAGUUUGAAAACUGUGAUAAUAACAGACAAAGCUGAUUUGGAAGGUACAUUUAACUUUGGCGAAAUCCUAGAUAAAGCCUCAGAUGGUGAUAUAAACAGUAUUAAAAACAUGCAAGAUUAUUUAGAUCCUGAUGGAUUAGCGCAUUUACAAUUUACAUCGGGAACAACCGGAAAACCAAAAGCAGCAAUGCAAACCCAUUUCCAUAUAGUUAACAAUGGCAACAGCGUCGGAAAACGAAACGAGCUGGAUAAAAAACAUCAAACCAUUUGCAUGCAAGUUCCAUUUUUCCACGUUUAUGGAACAGUAAUCAGUCAAAGUGCUGCCUUAAAUCAUGGUGCCACCCUGGUACUUCCAAAUUUAGGUUAUGACCCUGAUAAGGCCCUGGAUGCUAUUCGGGAUGAAAAGUGUACGGUUAUCUAUGGAACGCCCACAAUGUACGUAGACUUAAUUAACAGACAAAAAGUUAGAAAAGAAAUUAUCUCUCCAGAAAUUGCUGUAAGUGGUGGGGCGCAUUGCAGCGUAAACUUAUUUAAAGAGAUGAAAGAAGUUUUGGGGGUUAAAAAGGUUAAGUCUGUGUACGGUCUGACUGAAACAACUGCUGUAGUUUUCCAGUCGUUAUUCGAUGACGAUGAGUAUCAUUCGACAUCUUCAGUUGGUUAUGUUUCUGAGCAUAUAGAAGCGAAAAUUAUAGAUGAAAAGGGUACUAUUGUACCAAGAGGCACCCCUGGAGAACUAUGCAUUAGAGGCUAUUGCAAUAUUUUAGGAUAUUGGGAGAAUGAAGAAAAGACCAAAGAAUUGAUGGGGGCCGACAAAUGGCUUAGAACAGGAGAUACGUUCGUUUUGGAAGAAGACGGAUAUGGCAAAAUCGUAGGUAGACUUAAAGAAAUAAUCAUACGUGGCGGAGAAAAUAUUUAUCCAGCUGAAAUAGAAAAUUUCUUAAACGCACAUCCGGACAUAUUAGAAGUUCAUGUAAUCGGCGUUCCGCAUGAAAGAUUGGGAGAAGAGGUGUGUGCGUUCGUACGCCUUGCGCCAAACUCCACCUUCACCUUGGAACACCUGAAAUCGUUUUGUAAAGGGAAAAUAUCACACUUUAAAAUACCGUCCGUAUUAAAAGUGAUCGAUGCGUUUCCAAAGACGACUUCGGGAAAAAUUCAAAAGUUUAAAUUACUUGAGCUUAUGAAGUGAACAAUGAUAAUAUAUAAAAAUGACUUAAACGUUCGGACUAUACAUUGUAAUACGUGGCAGCAGUCUAUUGUACUUUGGUCUCACUCCUGUUCGUUGCAACUUAUUAGUCCAAGCGUUUUUAAUGAACAAUACUAUUAUUUGAUUUUUAGCUUUUUUUCAUGAUUUAUUACAAGAUUUUUAUCAACAAUAAAUAUAUAAGAAACUGGA